Molecule: messenger RNA, 915 nt
Organism: Nicotiana tabacum (common tobacco)
Lineage: Eukaryota; Viridiplantae; Streptophyta; Magnoliopsida; Solanales; Solanaceae
Source: RefSeq, a predicted model, not a curated record
UUUACUUUGAGGAUGAUAUGUUCACAUUAUUUUUGUGCUAGGAAACUGAAGAAGAAGUUACUGACACAGAACAAGCUGAAAACUGGUUUUCCCUAACUUCUGCACAGCGCAUAUGUGACAUGUUUCUUGCUCUUGAUAAAGAUAUGAACGGAACAUUGAGCAAGCAGGAGCUAAGGGAAUAUGCUGAUGGUACACUAACGGAUAUCUUCAUUGAAAGAGUUUUUGACGAGCACGUUCGGCGUGGAAAAAUUGGAGGCGGCAAUGCCCGUGAAAUGGAUUUUGAAAGCUUUCUUGACUUCGUACUAGCCCUGGAAAACAAGGAUGCUCCAGAGGGUUUAACAUAUUUGUUCAGGUGUCUUGAUCUCAAUGGAAGGGGUUUCCUAACUACAGCUGAUAUUCACACGCUAUUCAGAGAUGUCCAUCAAAAAUGGAUUGAAGGAGGGAACUAUGAACUCUGCAUCGAGGAUGUAAGGGAUGAAAUAUGGGAUAUGGUGAAGCCGACUGAUGCUUUGAGGAUAACACUGGCUGAUUUAUUGUCAUGCAAACAAGGUGGUACCGUUGCAAGCAUGCUAAUAGACGUGCGUGGUUUCUGGGCCCAUGACAACAGGGAAAAUCUUCUCCAGGAAGAGGAAGAACCCCAAGAAGAAGGAUGAGAAGGAUUCAAAGAGCAAAUCAUCUGUAAUUGCACUAACAUAAGAUCCUAGUUUGCAGAAUAGAUUAUCCUAUGUAGAGAAUUUGGUUUUACUUUAGUUGUGUGAAUGAGAAGUGGCUAACCAUGCUGUGAUUAGGUAGACUCUCUUGGAUGCUGAAAAAACCUCCAAGAGUUGUAUGUUUGAAAUCUUGUGUAGCAAACAGAUUCUUGAAACCUGAGAUGAAUACAGAAUCAAAGGUGCAUAUUGCUUGGUUCCGUAGGCA